AUGUGAGAGUAGCUGUGACUGGGUGGGUUAAGACAGUUUGAUUUGUGCCUCUACACGCACCUGGAUGAGGUGCGUCAUAGGAUUUGGUGGUGACACAGGUAGGAAUGGUCGUCUGCCGCAUAUAAAGACUCGCUAGUACAUGCGAUUCACCUAGUUAUUAAACCAUCAAUCAAUCGAUCGUCCAUUUCAAUCCUAGGAGCGCCGUUCUUCGUGGUCCUUUCAACAGUUCCUAAGGCGAGCCAGUGACAGACAAGACUCAUUACAUAGCACUUCUGCCUACAAGGCGUUUCGACAUGGUGUGCCACUAUAAUAUCCACCAGAUCUGCUUAGCAUCGACAAUAAGUCCGGCUAAUCCGGUGCAUCCCAAGGCAUCCUCGCGAGAAAUUCAAGAUCAACAGAAUGAGUCUUUCAACUCCAAAUUGGAGGCCCUCACGGGUGGAUAUUCAGGGAUCAUCAACAAUGGCUCUCCAAAUCCACUACUCGUCCCCGCAAAGCUCCACCGCAGUGUUGCUAGGAUACACGAAGCACUUGUCCUUGGACUCACCAACAUAGUCGAGAGAUGGUGUGCAGACGAACAGGCAGUGUUCUCUCGCCGCAUGCCGCUGGAACCGCAUGAGGAGGAUCUCUUGCGUUGGUUGCAUGAGCAGGCCUGUGAGAAGAACUUGCGACAAUUCUGGGAGUGUCAGGGACAUUGGCGAACUGACUUCUUGCUGUCCGCUGAAUGGCCUCGAAGUCUCCAAAUUUGCGAGAUCAACACACGAUACUCGAUCAAUGCCCAGCUCAUAGCCGCGUAUGGCUACGAGGUAUAUGGCCAGAUGGCAUCGGAACGAAGUGUGUUUGCAGCUACAGAUGCUGAAGAGUUUGUUCAAAGCCAGCUAGAACUUUUUGAUUCGCGGUUCCCGGUGCACAUCAUUAACGAUCAACAUCUUACUUCUUUUGUCGAGAUGUUCGUUUCCUACGCCGAGCGGAAUACGGGGUUGCAGCCCACCAUAGUCAAGCCGUCUGACCUCCGACUGGUGCAGGAUCAUGAAUCUGCGACUGGCCACUCCCUCUACUGCAAGUCGACGCGCGAACACCCUGACCUUGUUGAGAAUGGCGAGCCUCUGGAUCGGAUCUACCAGACGGGUAUGUAUCUGCUUCCGCACGAGCUCCGCUCCAUGCCAGUGGAGAUUCUACGCCAGCUAGCCUUAUGUUGUGUCAACGACAUGCGAAGCAUCCUUUUGAUCCACGACAAGAGGAUUCUGGGUAUUCUCCUUGAGGAACUUGACAGCCUUGUCGAACAGCAUCGGAUCCUGACCGCGGAGCAAGCCGAACUACUCCGGCAAGGCGUUGUGCCGACAAUCAAUCCGGGGUCGGCAAAGCUGGAGCAAUUCAUUGAUCAAUGCACGAAGACAAAUACCGCCAAUGAUUCCUACAUCAUCAAGCCAGUGCGGAGUGCUCGAGGCGAAGGGAUUCUACUCGGCAAGGAGUUAUCCCCAACCCAAUGGGAAGCUCUUCUGAUAGACAUGCGCGAUCCCAAGCUUGCCCCCGGUCGAGCCGUGUAUAUCAUCCAGCCGUUGAUCCGACAGUCGGUCUUUGAGGUAAUCGAUCAUCGAGGCGAUUCCCAAGUCUGCCCUAUUGUUGGUUGUUCUCACCUGGCGAAUGGGAAGUUCACUGGCCUCGGAUGCUGGCGGGCUGGAGGGACCGAGGUAUGCAAUAUGAACAACAGGGCAUUUUGGACGAUGGGGGUUGUUGCCCGUCCUAGUUAAAUGUUCUCGAUGCCUGUUAAGGUCUGGAUGAAGAUACAUUGAAGCGGGGGUACUGAAAAAGCAAUUACCAUGUGCUGGCACACUGGCAAACUAUCCCACACAAAAUGUAGCGUCGAAUUACUACUUCUUAUUUCUCAUGAAGUCAAAAAUGGCAUACCAUUGG
This is a messenger RNA of Aspergillus sclerotioniger CBS 115572, 1911 nucleotides long. RefSeq lists its product as uncharacterized. The record is from RefSeq and is a predicted model, not a curated record. Bases 294 to 1748 code for a protein of 484 amino acids. Lineage: Eukaryota; Fungi; Ascomycota; Eurotiomycetes; Eurotiales; Aspergillaceae. The transcript is spliced from 3 exons.